GAGGUGGAUGACAGUGAAUUAUUAUCUUACACAAUAAAAGGCUGAUAUCAGCUUGAUAAGGAAACCUGAGUCCUUGCAGUUUGGCCUCAGGUCACAGUUCUGCUUUCAGUCUGCAGGAUGGCGCAAGUUCCCCCAACAAAGCUUAAAGCACUGCAUUGUGGAGAUGAUCAUUUUAAAUGAAUGAAGGCAGCAGGAUUCAUGGUCCAGUCUGACCAUCCUGAAAACGCUGAGGCGCUCGUUGUGUCAGAGCAGCUUCCAGAUGUCUGAACAGCUGCACCGAGUUCAGUUUAAUACCUGUGGUUGUUUUGAGUGACAGUAACAAGAUCCAUCCUCUACACAAUGAACCUGAAGGAAGAAUAAAGUUCAGCAGCUCAAACAUGAACUUGUUUUCAGCUGACGGUCAGGAAGGAUUCCUACGUCACUAUUGUUUUUAUUGAAUUGUGCCGCCUCAGUUAUUUCAUGUGAUACACGCUCCAAUAACGUGAACAUCCCGCAGUUGCAGUUCUUUUGAGGCGCCUCCAGUCCUAAAUGCGUCUUUUGACAGCACACUCAGUGUCACGCGUGUCUUCCCACUGCAGGAGGAGUUCACCGACAUCUUGACUUUGUUUGCGCUGCAUUCAUUUAUCCCAACAUUAAAGUGACGGACACGUGUGCGCUGCGUGCGGCGGCCGCGUCUCCGCCUCCGCUCGUUCAGCCUGGUCAAGUCCGAUACCUUUGAGCGCGAGGAGGAGGAGCUCCUCCUCCUCCUCCUGCCUUCAUCAGAGAAGGAAGUCACCUUUGGUUUUGGUUCCUGGACGGUUCCCUGUUUAAGGAGAAUCAGCGCGCGCUGCCGGACGCGUCUGACCUGAGAUGGCUCCAGAAAGCCCGUGGUCGUCCUCCGCCCUGCAGCUCAUCCACGUGAGGCCGGGACACGUCGCGGUUCCCACCGGAGCCAACUGAUGAAGUAUCUGUCUGUCAGGUCCAGAGAGGAGCCAACAUGCCUGUGCCCCGCAGGAAAACCAAGGCCCUUUGUAUGAUGCUGUCGUUCAACAUCUUCGUCUGCGUCCUAGUGGGCAUUUCAUGGACCCUUAGCCAUGACAGAAGUGGUGGCGACAAGGUCCGGAUCCCGUCCCAGAGGUUUUGGAGCAAACCGGUACAGAGCAAGUCUUUCUGGAACAGGGAGCAGCAGCGCCUCGACUUCAUCCACAAUCCCAUCGUCAACCCUGGGCUCUCCCUCGUGGAGCUGCCCCACUGGAUGAAUGACUCCGGCCCAGCGGACCCCUGCCAGCCGGACCACAGAGUCCCCGCUCAAAUCGCGGACUACAACUCUCUGCCGCGGCGCUUCCAGGAUUUCCUGGUGCACAUGCGCUGCAGGUUGUAUCCCAUGCGGAUAAACCAGCCUGGCGUCUGCGCGGAGCAGCCCUUCCUCCUGCUGGCCGUCAAGUCCCUGAUGCCGCACUUUGACCGGCGCCAGGCCAUACGGCAGACGUGGGGCCGGGCCGGCGUGCUGGCCAACCGCAGCGUGGCGACCGUGUUCCUGCUGGGUCACACCGCGGCCGAGGACCACUUCCCGGACCUGCUGGGCAUGCUGGGCCACGAGGCGGCGCUGCACAAAGACAUUCUGCAGUGGGAUUACAGGGACACCUUCUUCAACCUGACCCUGAAGGAAGUCCUCUUCCUGGACUGGUUCAGUAAACACUGUCCGCAAGCUCAGUACAUCCUGAAGGGAGACGAUGACGUCUUCGUCAACACCCUACGAAUCAUCGGCCUCCUGGACGGGCUGUCAGAGCUCAGAGCCCAGGACUUCUUCAUCGGUGAUGUCAUCAGUAACGCUGGCCCGCACCGGGACCCAAAACUCAAGUACUUCAUCCCUGAGAGUGUGUUUGAGGGCCAGUACCCGGCCUACGCCGGGGGGGGGGGGUACCUGUACUCGGGAGCGCUGGCCUUACGCCUCCACAACGCGUCUCAGGAGGUGCUCAUGUUUCCCAUCGAUGACGUGUACACAGGGAUGUGCCUCAGGAAGCUGGGUCUGGCCCCCGAGAAGCACAGCGGCUUCAGGACGUUCGGCAUCGAGGAGAAGUACCGGGACGCGCCCUGCAUCUACAGGAGCCUGCUGCUGGUCCACAGCCGCACGCCCCAGGAGAUGCUGCGGAUCUGGCCGUGGGUCGUGCUCCCGGAGCUCGACUGCCAGUGAGGCGCUGUACGUGUGAAGGCCUGUUGUAAUCGAACUGUCAUCUCUGAAGUUUGACACCAGUGUUAUUCUAGCAGCGUUGUGUUGAUGCUCGUUUAGAAUUAGCGUGCGACCUUCAGAGCACUGACACUGAUGACCUUCAUCACGUGUUGGAGGAUCUUCUGCUGCAGGCGUUAGUUUGUCUCUGUUCUGAGCUCAUGACAUCAACAGUGAGGUGAUUCUGAUGCCAAACCGGCUCUGAUCCACUGACGCUGGGUUUUCACUCAUGGAACUUGGUGAGAAGAUUUGGAGACCUCACACAGACCUUUUCUCGUUUUUUGUGAGCCAACAGUCCAACGAGGAUUCCUUUCAGGUUUUGGCUUCAUGCACAGUUUAAAUCCAUGAAUCUGAGCCAGUAAUUUGAUGUAACGGUGGGAUUCACAUGUGUAGUUGCCGCUGUUCCUGGGUUUGUCUUUGGUGUUUUUGUGUUUGUGCGUGUGUUUCAGUCCUCUGGGUCACUGUGUUUGAUCAAUAAACCUGUGCUAGUGUCUAAUCGGCUGAUUCUUCAUUUGAACUUGUCGUCUUGUGUGUUUUCACGUGUUGCACACGAGGCCAUGAACCGGAUGCGUUGGCUUCAAACACAGAAAAGCUGGUGAGGAGCAACAGCGGCCUCUGCUGAGCCGCUCGGAGCAGGAGAGGGAGCAAAUCAGGGAGCUGAUCCAUUUCAGCUGCUGUGACAGGAGGCGAAGCCGCACUUUGUUAGAAGCUGUGAGAGUCGACUGACGUUGGUUUCACAUGUUCAAUAGAUUUAGCCGUAAAAUGCUACGACCGCUGCUCAUUCUUCUGCUGGUGGGCGCUCUGUUCCGGAAAGACUGUGAAGCACAGAUCAGCAGAGAUGGAGCCACGGCGCCUCCAGGUGAGACGAAAAACCAGCGGUGGCAGGAAACGUUUGUAGAGGCUGACGUCUAGACGUUCCUGAGAGAAUCUGUGGACUGAGCCGCUUUGUUGAAGGAUGUGAUGCAGAGAGGCCUGUUUCAUGUUGAACCCUUAGACGUGAGGAUGUUCAGGCUAAACCGACUGAAGGACCCACGACCAGCGGGACUUUGACGCCGGUUCGUGUCUCUGUGGGAAGUAGAAUGUGGUUGUGGGUUGUUGAA
Messenger RNA from Betta splendens (Siamese fighting fish), 3306 nucleotides. RefSeq names its product UDP-GlcNAc:betaGal beta-1,3-N-acetylglucosaminyltransferase 2a (gene b3gnt2a). The coding region runs from base 977 to 2173 and encodes 398 amino acids. Gene Ontology annotation, molecular function: hexosyltransferase activity. The record is from RefSeq and is a predicted model, not a curated record. Lineage: Eukaryota; Metazoa; Chordata; Actinopteri; Anabantiformes; Osphronemidae. Gene Ontology annotation, cellular component: membrane. The transcript has 5 exons.